Mangifera indica (mango) is the source of this 2589-nucleotide messenger RNA. RefSeq lists its product as uncharacterized. Lineage: Eukaryota; Viridiplantae; Streptophyta; Magnoliopsida; Sapindales; Anacardiaceae. The transcript is spliced from 12 exons. The record is from RefSeq and is a predicted model, not a curated record. Gene Ontology annotation, molecular function: protein binding. Bases 427 to 2169 code for a protein of 580 amino acids.
CGACGAGAUUAGAGAGACCUUGAAAUCAACUCAAUCAAAACGAAUGCAAUGCAAUAAAAUUAUGUAUGUAUACCCUUAAAUUAAGGAUGGUGUGUUCUUCAAUCCGAUCUUAUUUGUAUGUUUGACUGUAUAUUACUAGAUUGUGAAUUAGAACUGUAUUAUACGUGACAUUGCUCUUCCCUGGUUGGAGUUUCAACCAAAUGCAUCCAUGCCAGCCACUAGUAAUAGAUAACCGAGGCCCCAUCGAUUGCGUCACGGGUUUAGAAUCAUUCGAUCUGUACAUACGCAUGCACAUGAAGAUUCCUCUUUGCUUGUAUUAGCAGCCUCACGUUCCUCAUCUUCUAUCUUUCAGCCAGCGUUCAAACUCAGACUCUGCCACGAACAAAUACAGGAAGGGCUCAUUUUUCUUUCAGCUAAAUCGAAAAAAUGACUCUCAACUUAAACUUACCCUCUCCGUUUCUUUCUAAUUUCUCCACCCCACGCUUCUCAAAACUCUACGAAACCUUUCCCAUCAACGGCAGCGGCAGCGGCAGCAACACAACUGGGCUCUUGUCUCUUUUAUUUUUCGCCAGAAGCAGACCCAUGUCAACAAGGUUUAGAACGAGGGCUUCGUUGAGUGAAAGCGAAAACGAGGUCGUGGAGAUUAUUGACGAGGAGAUGCUGAGCAGAGUUUCAGGUGCUAAGGAUGCAAAUGAGGUGCUGGAGAUAGUGGCUGAGAAGUCAAAGAUAAGUAGUGGCGUUGUGAGUCUUAAACAAUGUUGCUCGAUAAUCAGUGCAGCCAUUGAUCGUGGCAAUUCUGACCUCGCUUUGUCUGUUUUCUAUGCCAUGCGCUCUACUUUUGAUCAAGGUGUACAUGUAUGCACAGGUGCUGUCAGUGAAAAUGAUACAUUCGUUGACAGAUGGAAAUGGUCAAGGCCAGACGUUAGUGUAUAUACAACAUUAGUUCAGGGUCUUGCCGCUUCAUUAAAGGUAUCAGAUGCGCUUAGGUUGAUUGAAGAUAUUUGUAGAGUUGGAGUUUCUCCUGGAGAGGAGGUGCCAUUUGGGAAAGUUGUGAGAUGUCCAACUUGCUUCAUAGCUGUAGCAGUAGCUCAGCCCCAAAAUGGUAUUCAGAUUGUAUCAUGUGCCAAAUGCCGCUACAAGUAUGAGCUUGUUUCUGGUGACAUUGUCAGUAUUGACUCCGAAGAAAUCAGCAUGGAUAUACCUGCGUGGAAAAGGGGGCUAGGAUUUUUGCAAUUAGUGAAGCAAAGAAUUCCUGCGGCUGUUCACUCCAUUGUGGUUCAGAUUCCUUCUGGGAUGGCACGCACACACAGGUUUGCUACUGAAACAGUUGAUCUCCCGGCACAGGAAGGAGAAAGGGUAACAGUUGCUUCUGCAGCUCCAUCAAAUGUCUAUAGGGAGGUGGGUCCUUUUAAAUUUAGUCCAAAGGCCCCUAACUUUUACCCUGGAGAACCUAUGAGCCUAACAAACCACAAAGAUGGUAGGGAAUCACCAUUACUAAGAGCCCCAACUAAAGAUGGAAACUCGUCCUUUCUCAACCCCUUCAGCAUUAUCCCUCUUAUGGCUGUUCUUGCCGUCGGAGAUGCUGCCACAGGAAUAAUUGAUCCUAGCUUGCCUCAGUUCCUUUCAGUUGCUGCUGCUGCAUCUCUUGCUGUUGGAGCAACUUUAAACAUUCUUGUUCUCCCUCAACUGAACCAGCUUCCCCAACGGUCAGUGGAUGCAAGUGCUGUCAAACAGCAGCUUUUAUCACAAUAUGACAUGCUUCAGUCUCGUAUCAAGGACCUAAAAGAAGCUGCUGAAAAAGAGGUUUGGAUGUUGGCUCGGAUGUGCCAGCUGGAGAACAAAAUUUAUGCUGUAGGAGAACCUUCUUACCGUGCAAGGAAAAGUAAAGUUAAGGGCGUGCGUGAAGGCUUGGAAAAUUCCCUCAAGGGACGGAUUGAACUGAUUGACAGCUAUGCAAGGAUUUCUUCUAUGAUUGAGAUUGAGGUAGAAAUGGAUUCUGAUGUUCUUGCUGCUGAAGCAGUGAGCAGUGUGGAAAGCGUUUCCAAACACGUACAGCAAAUCAUGGAAAUAGAAAAUCUUGAAGAGAAAUGGAGACUGCAGGCUGAAGCAAAUGAUGAGGCAGAAAGACUCCUUAGCUCCCAACCUGUUAUCCCCACAGAACAGAUUUAGACAUCUCACUAUGAACUUUUGACCAAACUUACUUUUCCAGAUGCAUCAGAUGUUUCCCCCUGAAAGAUCAUUCUCAAUCGAUCAGUGGAAAAACCGAUUACCGACUCAUUGUUCAUGAACAUCAGACAAUGUUGCAGAGUUAUAUGUUAACCAGUAACUGAAGAAGAUUCUGUGAAUUGGAGGAUGCCUGGACCAGUUAUUCAGAGACUUUAUUUUGGCACAGAUAAAGACCUGUCCCAGUGACUGAGUAACUUGAUUGAAAUUACAAGACCAUGCUUAUGAAGUACAUUAAUGUUACUUGUGAAUCGAAAUGGUGAAAUUGUUUUCUUCAUUCUACAAAUAUUUCUUGUAUGAUUUAAUACAGAUCUUGUUCAAAUAUUUCAUUUAUAAAAUUGUAUGAUUUGAAUCUCUUUUUUAAUA